Messenger RNA from Hyposmocoma kahamanoa, 1757 nucleotides. It is a transcript of the gene RabGGTa, whose product is annotated as geranylgeranyl transferase type-2 subunit alpha. NCBI's taxonomy places the organism in Eukaryota, Metazoa, Arthropoda, Insecta, Lepidoptera, Cosmopterigidae. The transcript has 10 exons. Gene Ontology annotation, biological process: protein geranylgeranylation. The record is from RefSeq and is a predicted model, not a curated record. The coding region runs from base 3 to 1622 and encodes 539 amino acids. Gene Ontology annotation, cellular component: Rab-protein geranylgeranyltransferase complex; cytoplasm. Gene Ontology annotation, molecular function: Rab geranylgeranyltransferase activity; protein binding.
AAAUGCAUGGCCGUGUUAAAGUUCGUACUUCCGAGGAGGAGAAAGCCCGAAAAGAACGAGAGAGACAAGAGAAACUUAAAACAUUCAAAUAUGCUAUGAACAAGAUUCAAAAAAAGAGGAAAGAAGGUGAAUUGGAUAAGGAACUUCUGGAACUCACAGCGAAAGUGUUGUCUUCAAAUCCAGACAUUUAUACCCUGUGGAAUGUAAGAAGGGAAAUAUUAACUGCAUUCAGGAAAUAUGAAUGUGAUAUAAAUGAUGAGUUGCAAGCAGAAAUGUCAAAUCUAUAUGAUGCAGAACUUCAAUUAACCGAGUACUGUUUGAAGAUGAAUCCAAAGUCUUAUAGUGCAUGGCAUCAAAGAAAAUGGAUUCUUACUACACGGCCUGAUCCAGACUGGCAACAAGAGUUGAGUGUUUGUAACAAAUAUUUGAAGUUAGAUGAAAGAAAUUUCCUCACAUGGGACUACAGAAGAUUUGUGGUCAGUCAAAGCAAACCAUCACUCAAGGAUGAAUUUGAGUUUACAACAGAGAAGCUACAUGAAAACUUUUCAAACUAUUCAGCUUGGCAUUACAGAAGCAAAAUAUUGGUAGCGAUGUAUCCUGAUUUAAAAGGAGGACAGCUUAUAACCGAUAGCCCCAUGGAAGAAAUUCGUCACAAGCAGGAGUUGAAAAUGGUGCAAAGUGCAGCAUUCACUGAUCCAGAUGACACUAGUGCUUGGUUUUACCAAAGAUGGUUGUUAGGGGCUGUAAAGAGAACUUGCAAAUUAAUGGCAUGUGUUGUGACUCCUUCUAAAACAACAUUUGCAUUCAGUGAUCCCGUUGUGCAAACCUAUAUCACAUUGUUAACAAGGCUAUCUGUAAAUAAUGUUGUGAUAAAUGGUAAUUGGGUGCCUUGUACAGGAAGUCACAGUGACGUUUUGUGGAUAUAUGAACAUAAUGAAGAAAUUACCAGUGGCAUGCAAAUUGAGGCAUUUUUUGAAAGUGUAACAGGAAUUGACACAAUAGAAUUUGUAGAAGAAAAGCCUCUAAUAUAUGUUGGGAAGUUGCAUGUCGACUUCAGUUUGAAAUAUUCAGGGCCUGUUAUUGACGAGUUGAAUAAUCAGCUUGACUCGUGUCGCCAGUUGCUUGCUUUGGAGCCUGACAAUAAAUGGACCCUGCUCACAACUACAAUAUUCUUAUACUGUAUUGAUGGUAAAAAAUACCACAAAGAAAUUGUAGAAAAUUUACAAACUCUGAAAACAAUAGAUAAACUUCGCACAGGGUAUUAUGAUUAUUUGAUUACCAAGUGGAGUGUAGAGCAACAACUGUAUGAUGAUUGUCUGAAAAAUGGUCUCGAAUUAAAAAUAAAUUUUGAACACAAAAUUACGAGUUUGCCCCACUUACAGUAUUAUAGUUACUGUGAAACAGUAGAUUUAUCUAAGCAGAAUUUAAUUUCUUGUGGCUUACCAUCAUUGAUAUUGCUUCCACAUUGUAAGAAAUUAAACCUAGAAAACAAUAAACUAACAACUUUGAAGGGAUUUCCUAAACUACAACUAGAAGAAUUGAAUCUCAAAGGUAAUGAACAUUUAACUACAAAGGAAGUAGAAGAAUUUAAAGAGAAACGCAAAUUCAGUGUAAUUUUUUAGUAUUCAUUUCGUACGCAGUACUUUUAUGAACAAUGCUGUUUGUGCAAAAUAAAAACAGAAUUGCUUAAUAUCUAAAUAUUUCAUAUUGCAAAGAUAUUGUUACACAUUCAAAUGAAGUAAACCAUGUGCCUUAAU